This is a messenger RNA of Tripterygium wilfordii, 1110 nucleotides long. RefSeq lists its product as uncharacterized. The transcript is spliced from 2 exons. Gene Ontology annotation, molecular function: zinc ion binding. The record is from RefSeq and is a predicted model, not a curated record. Lineage: Eukaryota; Viridiplantae; Streptophyta; Magnoliopsida; Celastrales; Celastraceae. Bases 244 to 771 code for a protein of 175 amino acids.
CACAGAUUGCACUCCCCCUGUUUCUUUUUCAUCAGCACAGGCUGAAACUGACACAAUUAUCCAUUUUCAGACACACACACUGAUUUCACUUUUGAGAAACACAAAAAUGAACUCCAGAGGUAGAGGCUCCUUCAAAUUCAAAGCAGAAACCAUGCCUUGAAAACUCUUCUUUCGAGGAACCACCUACCUACCUUUGAAGUCUUUUUUCAUUCUUUCAGACCUUCCUUUCCCGGAUCUCGCAAAAUGUUCAAUACCCAUUAUUACAGAGGCCACAAUAGCCGUGAUGAAAGUGCCUUGUCCCUCUCCGGCGAGUCCUCCGGAGAGAUUGGAGCUCACAGGGAGUCCUCUGCAUCAGAUUGCAUGUCAGAAGUGGACUUGGAGACUAAAGUGCAUUCGGGUAAAAAAAUGGAGAGAGAUUGUAGGAUUUGUCAUUUGGGUUUGGAGAGUUGUGAUGGGUUAGCUAUCGAGUUGGGUUGCUCUUGUAAGGGUGAUCUGGGAGCUGCCCACAAGAAAUGUGCAGAAACAUGGUUCAAGAUCAAGGGGAACAUGAUCUGCGAGAUAUGUGGUGCUACCGCUGUCAAUGUUGCUGGUGAUCAGGUGAACGAGGCACCCACUGCUAUAUCCGUAGCCCCACCGACACCCCUGGCUCCUGUAAUCGUUGCAGAAAACAGAACUUUCUGGCAUGGCCGCCGCAUAAUGAACUUCUUGCUUGCCUGCAUGGUCUUUGCAUUCAUCAUUUCUUGGCUUUUUCACUUCAAAGUCAUAAAAUGAACACUUGAGAAAACAUGUGAUGAUAUCUCUGGUUAGUCAAAGGUGCAACAGGUUUCCCCUGCAUCUUGAAGGACGGGGAGGGGGUCUGUCUUUUGCAAGUCUUCACGCAACAUUGUAAAAACUUAUAUAUACCACGUAUUACUUUUUUUUUUGGGUAGGUAAGUGAGAGUAGAGUAUUGAACCCAAUUUGAGUAUAUGGCUUAAUCACCCUAGUUAUUUUUAUGUACAAUGUAUUACUUUUUUUGGGUAGGUAAACAAGAGUCGGGGGUUCGAACUUUGAAGCCUCGAACUUAACUUAGGUACUACCCAUUUGAAUAUAUGUCUUAAAUACUUCGCCUA